AUGGCUGCGAUUAUACAACCAUUUGGAUAUAUUGACUGGGAUAAUAUCUGGAGCAUUGCUACUCUUGCGAUUGGCUAUGGAGCCUACCAAAAGCACACUGAGGGCAAAUUGGACCGGCAGCUCGCUGGGUCCGUCGCCGCUGGGAUUGGCGCUUUCGUGGUUGCAGAUUAUUUUGGCAGCAAGUGGCUUCUCGAGAACAAGUACCCGCCAAAAUAG
This is a messenger RNA of Cladophialophora immunda, 216 nucleotides long. RefSeq lists its product as uncharacterized. The transcript is spliced from 2 exons. Gene Ontology annotation, cellular component: mitochondrial outer membrane. NCBI's taxonomy places the organism in Eukaryota, Fungi, Ascomycota, Eurotiomycetes, Chaetothyriales, Herpotrichiellaceae. The record is from RefSeq and is a predicted model, not a curated record. Bases 1 to 216 code for a protein of 71 amino acids. Gene Ontology annotation, molecular function: nascent polypeptide-associated complex binding.